This is a messenger RNA of Xiphophorus maculatus (southern platyfish), 1028 nucleotides long. RefSeq names its product hydroxysteroid 17-beta dehydrogenase 14 (gene hsd17b14). Gene Ontology annotation, cellular component: cytosol. Gene Ontology annotation, molecular function: estradiol 17-beta-dehydrogenase [NAD(P)+] activity. The record is from RefSeq and is a predicted model, not a curated record. The transcript has 9 exons. Lineage: Eukaryota; Metazoa; Chordata; Actinopteri; Cyprinodontiformes; Poeciliidae. Bases 129 to 923 code for a protein of 264 amino acids. Gene Ontology annotation, biological process: steroid catabolic process.
AACUUUACAAACAGUUGACGACAACUGCGCAGUAUUUGACAAAGCAGAGAGGAGAGAGAAGCAGUCAGCUUCAAAUACUGAUCAAAUAAUAACUUGCGGUGUUUUCCAGAUAAACGCAGCGCACCGAAAUGCCGCUGCGCUACCAAAACAAAGUGGUUAUUGUCACUGGAGGAUCCAGAGGCAUCGGCAGAGGGAUUGUCAAAGCGUUUGUGGAAAAUGGAGCCAAAGUGGUGUUUUGCGCAAUAGGAGCUGCAGCAGGUGAAGCUCUGGAAACGGAGUUCAGCACGAUGGGACCGGGCUCGUGCAAGUUUGUGGAGUGUGACGUCACCAAGGAAGACCAGCUCGAGCGGUUGGUUGCCGUCACCGUGGAGCUUCAUGGACACAUCGACUGUUUGGUGAACAACGCAGGCUGGCAUCCGCCUCACAAACCCACCGAUGAAACCACAGCAGAGGAGUUCAGGAAGCUGCUGAAUCUGAACCUCGUUAGCUACUUCUUAGCUUCCAAAUUUGCUUUACCGUAUCUGCGUCAGCGCCACGGAAACAUCAUUAAUGUCUCCAGCCUUGUGGGCACCAUCGGUCAGAAAGACGCUGCGCCUUAUGUCGCCACUAAAGGGGCGAUCAUCUCCAUGACAAAGGCGAUGGCUGUGGAUGAGAGUAAACACAACGUGAGAGUGAACUGCAUCUCUCCAGGUAAUGUGAUGACGCCGCUGUGGGAAGAACUUGCUGCGCAGACGGCCGAUGCUGCAGCCACCGUCCACGCGGGGGAAAAUGCUCAGCUGAUGGGUCGGAUGGGGACGGAGGCUGAGUGCGGACUGGCUGCUCUGUUUCUGGCUGCAGACGCUACAUUCUGCACCGGCAUCGACCUGCUGCUCAGCGGAGGAGCUGAACUCAACUACGGCUUCAAGAGUCAGAUCCCAUCCUGAGGGUGUCUGACCCCAUUAAUGCAAAUUACAAAAACAAACACCAACAGUGUUGCCCUGCGAUGGACUGGCGACCUGUCCAGGGUGAAACGUCUCGCUGGGGAUCAG